AGAAAACAGGAGAAACAUAACGAGGGACGAAAAAAUGACACCGCGUAAGUUCGUUGUAAUCCCUAGCUGAGGUCGUACUUCAAGAGCACGAAAAUCUGCUGGGUGCAAAGCUCAACUUUUCCGGACUGUUGUCUUUCCCCGAUUCGCCCUUUUGUUGCACCUCGUUUUUCUAUUUCUAGCUUGUUCUGCAGUAUAAAUACUGUGGCGUGUAACAUUUACCUUCAGCAGCCAGUGAUCUGAAAGACAAUUUUUGAUUGGGUAAAGGCCAGCUUCUAUUUUAACUUGUUUCGCCUUAUCAAGUGCGCCCCUCCGCCUUUGCUGCUGAGACACAGAGUGUCAUACCGACCAAACAUGAAAGUCGGAAGGCUCCUGUAGGCGUCCGUGGUCACCCUCUGCCUAAUCGGGCCGUUAAAGCAUUCAUUCAGGGCAAGACGGCGUUCCACAGCAUGCCAAGAUCAAUGACUGUUUCCUUCCAGUGGAGAGCUUGGCACCAGAACACUGCAAGCCACCCUGAGCAUUACGAAGUUUCAAUGCACUUCCUGAACCCCUUCCCUCAUCGGGUUCUUCACACAAUGUGGCUUUUUAUUUUUUCAGUGAUUCCCGCAAAUCUUUCGUUUCCCUGCCGUUUGUACAUCGAACUUUACCAUACUGUAACUGGUAGUAUAACUGAGAAAAUUACAGCUUGUUAACGAAGAAAGCCAAUCCACCGUUUCUUAGAUUAGCGAAAAGACUUCCGAUCGUGAACAAAGUGUUUAAAUUUCAUCUUACGUAAUCUGUGUGAUCUUACGUUUACUGCAGAUGGAAACAAGCUGCCCCCCAUGCUAUCAAAUAGCUUUCUAACUUAAUAUUAACGUUUAAGAAUGAAAAUAUACUACGCAAUUCCGGCAUCUGUAGAUUACAUAUCAAACCGAUGCUUUUAUUUUUUCUUUCACAAACACUGGGGUUGCAUCUAUCGCUAUAUGUUCUCAAAAAAAAAAGAACGAAAGAAAACUCAACAAUGCAGCAACAUACUUCUUUCUUAAAAUUUUUCUCCAAUCUAACAUCAUCUAAUCUAUUCGAGUUAGUCAAGAAGCAAAUAAAACAUGUUUAUUUAAACGUUUUCAACUUGACGUCAUAUCUUAAAUGUAUUUAGAUAUACAUUAUACUUCUCCGUGCAUGCACUUACCGUUCACAUUCUUCCCUCGGCGAGCAUCAUAUAUAUAUAUAUAUACAUCCCCUUCGGCUUCCUGCACGGACAGCUAAAAGCUACAGGCGACGAUGUCAUGCGCGUGUCAUCAGCUACCUCGCGAACUAGAACAAGCUUUUCGUCAUUUAGAUUCCAACAUUGCGUUGGAUGUGCAAGUGUGUCUGUGUGUUUUUUUCCGCACGGUAUUCUUUGGUGCAGAGAGCAAGUGGGGCAACUAUACCUCCUCUCGCACCACAGUCAAAACUGAAGUGAAGUGGCCCGUCAGAACUUCUACAGUGGUGACUGAAGAAACAGGGACAAAUCCUGAUAAGAGAGCGCGGUGAAUAUAAUUUCUUAGAAGACAGGAGGGCAGUGUUCUUUCAGAUAAUUUGCGACGUGUCUCAACAGUACAGGGGAACGACCUUCAAAGCCUACCUCGGGAUGACACCGGUUGUGAUAUUGCACACUCCAGACGCAGCGCAGACCCUUUUGACGAGCAAGACAAACCUACGUAAACCUGUGGUAUACAACUUUCUUGCAUCGUGGCUGGGCCAUCACAAUAUCCUCACUGCCGUCGGUGACAGCUGGCGGUUCAAGCGGCGCUUGAUGACGCCAGCGUUCCAUUUCAAAGUCCUCGAUGACUACAUAAGCUCCUUCAACUACAACGGUAAGCUGCUCGUGGAGCGGGUGGACAGGCUGACCGCAAAGCACCCGGGCGAGCCUAUACCCGCAUUCCGCCUUUCUCAGAACUGCGCCCUGGAUGUCACCACAAAAGUCCUGAUGGGAGUCGACUUGGAUUCGCAAUUGGAGACAACAGAACCGACAUUCGCCAACCAUUUUAACAUGUUGAUGUUCUUGAUCGGCGUGCGCAUCUUUCGUCCCUGGAUGUGGCCCGACGCCCUGUACGACAGGACACACGAGGGUCGACUCUACCAUAAAUCCAUUCGGGAGAUGGAAAAAUACACACUAGAAGUGCUGGAACGGCGCAAGGGCAAGCUGCAACAGAUCGCCGAUGAGUUGGAAAGCGUGCCGGGUGACUAUGGCGGGGAAGGAGAUGACGAAGCGCAGGACUCAGUCAUUGUGGACCGGUUUCUGAAGGCUCACCUGCAAGACAGUCGGUACAGCAUCGACGAGGUCAAGAAGGACAUCGACUCCUUGCUGUUCGCGGGCACCGAUACUACUACAUCGGCAGUUGGAUGGGCUUUCUACAUGUUAGGGUUGCACCCUAAGGUGUUGGCAAAGGUCCAUCAGGAGCUUGAUGAUAUAUUUGGCAGCGACACCGAGAGAGACAUCACAGGGGAGGACCUCAAGAGGAUGAAAUACCUGGACAUCUGCUUCAAGGAAUCACUGCGGCUGUUUCCGGCUGCUCCACUCAUCGGAAGAGUCUUGGACGAAGACUUAGUAGUAGACGGAUACAGGAUCCCUAAGGGGGUCACGUGCUUCGUCAACAUAUACAGUCUGCAUCGCAAUCCUGAGUGCUUCAAGGACCCGGACCUGUACAUUCCGGAGCGUUUCCUGACGUCAGAAGUCAGAAAUCGCCAUCCAUUCAGCUACAUCCCGUUCUCUGGGGGCCCCAAAAACUGCCUAGGCCAACGUUUCGCGAUAUUGGAGGCCAAGACGCUUUUGGCGAAGGUUCUGCUCAAGUACACGCUCGAGUCCACGAGGCCCGUAAGUGAGCUGAGGAUCACGUAUGAAGUGAUUCUCAAGGCCAGAGGAGGACUGCGCAUCUGGUUCCGAAAUCGGACUCACGUUGACCGCGCGGCCAAACUUGCUGGUUUCGAAGAGACAGAAACAAACUAUGGAUUAUGAGUGGCGCUGUUACAGUGACGGUGCUCACAUGUAUAUAUUUGAAGUUUACCUGUCAAUGUUGCCGGGAAAUAUAUGUGAUGUGCGUUCUAUUAUGUGCGACUUGUGUUUAUGCGACUUGUGUUUAUGCGACGUGUGUUUAUGCGACGUGUGUUUAUGCGACGUAUGUUUUGCUAGGGCAGUGGCCUUACUUCAUCCUAAAGGACUCGAGAAGAAAAGCCUUCGGGAUGAAGUUCAGUGGCAAGAAGCACGUCUUAGUGCUACCUAUGCCUGCGCGCCCUAUAUUUCAAGAAUGCAUGGAAUGCGUUGUGCCUAUUUUUAUAUUGCGACAAAUGCGGAAAGCAUUUGUAAAGUAAGCCCUGUGAUAAAAUAAAAUGUUUCAUGAG
Molecule: messenger RNA, 3357 nt
Organism: Dermacentor andersoni
Lineage: Eukaryota; Metazoa; Arthropoda; Arachnida; Ixodida; Ixodidae
Product: cytochrome P450 4V2-like
Molecular function (GO): iron ion binding; monooxygenase activity; oxidoreductase activity, acting on paired donors, with incorporation or reduction of molecular oxygen
Source: RefSeq, a predicted model, not a curated record